Dendrobium catenatum is the source of this 2205-nucleotide messenger RNA. RefSeq lists its product as uncharacterized. The record is from RefSeq and is a predicted model, not a curated record. Lineage: Eukaryota; Viridiplantae; Streptophyta; Magnoliopsida; Asparagales; Orchidaceae. The coding region runs from base 529 to 1875 and encodes 448 amino acids. The transcript is spliced from 12 exons.
AGUUAGAUUUUUUUAUUUUGUUCUGAUUCCAGAAUAAGAAGACGAAAUCUAAGCUGGGAAGAUUUUUUUUAUAAUCUUCAAACAUCGAAGUCGACCAAUCCUCCGUUGCUGUUGGAUAACCAAAAAUUCAUUUAUGCAUAUCAACCCGCUGUUGAUCUCAAUUGAAGCUACAGACCAGUCGUAAUAAUUUCUCCUUAUUUUCACUGUCGUAUCAAGAUGGAGCGAGUAAUUCACACGAGCAGCGACCAGUAUAUAUUCUUCCAGCAUCGUCUCGGUUCUCGACCGCUUGUGCAGGUGCCGAAUCCCAAUCCAUUUCUUCCCGCCGAUCUCAACCUCGACGACGAUCGUUGGCGAUGAUGUCAUGACCGCAGAAGACAAGAAAGCCUAAUUCCGAUGGAAACUGUGAAGUAGAUAAGUGAAAGAGAUAAAUAUCUCUGCUUGCUGACUACUGUUCCAUAUCUCCUCUUUCUUCGCCCGCGCUUACUAUUCUUAUUCGUGCAGCUUCUUUUUGUCCAUUAUUUUAUAAAGAUGGCGUGCGCGCCAUCUCUUACCCAUUGCUGUAGUUAUCGCUGCACCGAUUUAGGGAAGAAUUUUAGGAGGGCUAGCCACUCGUCGUCCUCCAUUUUUUCGUCCGAUUGCUUCGAAACUCCUUCCAGGCCGCGCGGCAAACUCGUAGGCUUGGGUACCAUCGGCUAUAAUGUAAGUUUUGGAUAUCAAACAAUGGGUACAACGCAGGGAGGAAUUACAGUACCUUACAACAUAUCUCAGGUCAAGCAUGAACCUGAUCAUCUUCUUGUCCUUGUGCAUGGUAUAUUUGCGAGUCCAAAAGACUGGACAUAUGCAGAGGCAGAGCUGAAAAGACAGCUGGGAAGCAAUUUUUUAAUCCAUGUUAGUUCUUCAAAUACCUAUAUUAAAACCUUUGCUGGAAUCGAUGGAGCUGGAAGACGAUUAGCAGAUGAAGUUCUAACUGUAGUGCAGAAAACGAAGAGUUUGAGAAAGAUCUCCUUUUUAGCCCACUCAUUGGGUGGGUUGUUUGCAAGAUAUGCAGUUGCAGUACUCUAUUCAUCUGAUAAGCUGAAUAAGAGUCAGCACAAUAACAUUGUGAAUUCAACUGAUGGAAAUCCAGAUAGAUUAGGUCACAUUUCUGCAUUAGGUAAAAUUGCGGGAUUGGAGCCAAUUAAUUUUAUUACUUUGGCAACUCCACAUCUUGGGGUUAGAGGGAGAAAACAGCUUCCGUUCCUCCUGGGAGUUUCUUUCUUGGAAAAAUUGGCAGCACCUUUAGCUCCCAUGUUUACUGGUCGAACUGGUAGCCAGCUAUUUCUUACUGACGGUGAACCAAAAAACCCUCCUCUUCUUCUAAGAAUGUCAUCUGAUUUCGAAGAUCUAAAAUUUAUAUCGUCACUUGGUGCUUUUAAAAACCGUAUUCUCUAUGCCAAUGUUUCAUAUGACCACAUGGUGGGUUGGCGUACUUCCUCAAUAAGGAGGGAGACUGAACUUGUUAAGCCACAGCUACAAUCGUUGGAUGGCUACAAACACAUCGUAAAUGUGAAGUAUUGUCCAGCCAUCUUAUCCGAUGGUCCUCAUUUUCCUCCUGAAGCAGCUAAAGCAAAAGAGGCAGCCAAAAAUGUGCCAAACACUCAAAAUACUGCCGAAUAUCAUGAUGUCAUGGAAGAGGAAAUGAUACGUGGACUGCAAAGGAUAGGAUGGAAGAAAGUUGAUGUCAGUUUCCACUCAACAUGUUGGCCCUUCUUCGCUCAUAAUAACAUCCAUGUGAAGAGUGAAUGGCUUCACAAUGCUGGUGCUGGUGUUAUUGCUCAUGUUGCUGAGAGUUUAAAGCAGCAAGAAUCUCGUUCCUUAAUUGGUGCCAGUCUUUAGGAUGCUGAUAAUAGAAAAAACUGAAGAACCUGGCAUGCGAUGGGGAGCUUGUAAAAGUUUGCCAAGCCAAGAAAUCAUUGUUUCUCCUUGAAAGCUUGUAAGGAGAUUGGAUGCAGGUCCCAAGAGUUCCCUGGAAUUUCAUGGGAGUUCAACGGUUUUUUUUUAGCUUGAAUGGACAAUGCAUGCACGGAGCCGCUUAUUCAUCUUGGUUUGAGUACUAAUAAUGUUGCGUCAUACAAAUAUACACACGACAAUGGUAACAUAUAAAUAUAUCAUUGCUUAUAUAAUAUGGGCUGUUAAAUAUUUCCUGUUAUUAUUUGUUGGUUUGUA